Rosa rugosa (rugosa rose) is the source of this 2820-nucleotide messenger RNA. RefSeq names its product G-type lectin S-receptor-like serine/threonine-protein kinase SD1-29. The transcript is spliced from 7 exons. Gene Ontology annotation, biological process: protein phosphorylation; recognition of pollen. Lineage: Eukaryota; Viridiplantae; Streptophyta; Magnoliopsida; Rosales; Rosaceae. The record is from RefSeq and is a predicted model, not a curated record. Bases 107 to 2608 code for a protein of 833 amino acids. Gene Ontology annotation, molecular function: ATP binding; protein serine/threonine kinase activity.
UAAAUUCUGUGUGGCCUAGGUGCAAUGGUACUUUCAUUAGCAGAGCUAUCCUUGUGAAACAGAAAAUAAUUGACAUUGUUCUUCUGGGAAACAUAUUUGGGUAGGGAUGCAACUGGGUAGUCUUACUUUCUUUUUCUUUUUCAUCUUCAGUUUGCUUCUGCCACAGUACGGCGCUGAAGUAUAUAAAAUAACUCAUUCACAUCCAUUAGCAGAGAAACAAACUCUAGUCUCUUCUGGCCUAAUAUUUGAAUUGGGCUUCUUCAGUCCUAAUAGUUCUGCUAACAAGUAUUUGGGAUUGUGGCACAAAAGUAUAUUUCCCCGUAAGUAUGUAUGGGUGGCUAACAGAGAUAAUCCUCUUGCAGAUACAGACACCUUGGCUACCUUGAGAAUUAGCAUCAAUGGGAAUCUGGAGCUCGUAGAUGGGAAACAGAGUUCUGUCUGGUCAACCAAUAUAUCUAAUUGUUCAUCUGCAGUUCUCUUAGAUAAUGGAAACUUUGUCGUCAAAGAUGUCAUGGGAGCUGAUAUGUGGGAGAGUUUCAAUAAUCCUACUGACUCACUUCUGCCAAGCAUGUUGAUGGGAUAUGAUAGUGGUUCUGGAAAACAGAAUUUCUUGACAUCUUGGAAAAGUGAGAAUGAUCCAUCACCAGGGAUAUUCUUGGUUGGACUUUCAGCAGAGGUGCCACCACAAGUGUUCAUUUGGAUUAAUGGAUCUACUCCCCACUGGAGAAAUGGGCCAUGGGAUACAUCAAGGUUUAUUGGUGUACCCACAAGGAAAUCUCAGUAUAUUAAUCCAUUUACUCUUGUUGAUAAUGUGACACAGGGAACAAGGUAUUUUUCUUACGGUUUUAACAAAAUAGGUGACAAAGUUCUUGCAUAUUUCGACAUAUCUUCCGAAGGAAAACUGAGCUUUUUGUUUUCAGAAAGUGGCAAGAACUGGCGUCUUAACUGGGAGUCAUGGACAAACCCAUGCGAUAAUUAUGGCGCCUGUGGACCUUUUGGGGUUUGCAUAGCUUCUGACUCUCCAAUCUGUAAGUGUUUGAAAGGGUUUAUACCAAAGUCAAAUGAAGAGUGGAGCAAAAGAAACUGGACUGGAGGUUGUGUGAGACGAACAGAUUUGUCUUGUGAGACACACACAAAUGAAUCAGUCUCAUCAUCAAACAGAAAAGAUGGGUUUUUAAAGUUGGAGAGAUCGAAAGUACCCGAUUUUCAUCAAUAUUUGACUUCUUUGGCUCUAAACAGUUUUGAGGACUGCAAGAUAAAGUGCCUGAGUAAUUGUUCUUGCCUAGCUUAUGCUUAUGUUGAUAUCCUAGGGUGUUUGGUCUGGUACAAAGAACUUAUUGAUAUUCAGCAGUUUCCAUCUCUUGGAGAAGAUCUUUAUAUCCGCCUAGCAGACUCAGAACUAGGUGAAGGAAAACCAGUAAAGUUAAUUGCCAGCGUUACAGCUAUUGGAUUUAUGAUGAUCAUCUUGGUGGCUAUAGUCUUCAGUUUGCACCGGUGGCAUGCUAAUCAAAAGCGACAUGUCAAAUUAACAACAAGGCGUUUGGAAUCAGCUAAUUUGAUUGAAAUUUAUAGAGACGAUCUUCAAGAAUAUAUGGAAAAACAUAAUCUGUCGGAGCUAAAGAUAUAUGAUUUUGAUAGCAUAUUAAUAGCCACAGAAAACUUCAGCAUCAGAAACAAACUCGGGCAAGGAGGCUUUGGCCCAGUUUAUAAGGGGAUGCUACCAGAAGGGAAGGAAAUAGCUGUGAAGAGACUAUCUAGUAGCUCAGGACAAGGUGUUGAAGAGUUCAAGAAUGAGAUGCUAUUGAUCUCCAUUCUUCAACACAAAAAUCUUGUUAGGAUCAUGGGUUAUUGUGUUAAAGAGAAUGAGAAGUUACUUAUUUACGAAUUCAUGCCUAACAAAAGCUUGGAUACUUUCCUAUACGAUUUAAGGAAGAGAGCAGUGCUUGAUUGGACUACACGCUUUAAUAUUAUUCAAGGUGUUGCUAAAGGUCUUCUUUACCUCCAUCAUGAUUCCUAUGUGAAGGUGAUUCAUAGAGAUCUAAAAGUCAGUAACAUCCUCUUGGAUGAGAGAAUGAAUCCAAAAAUUUCAGAUUUUGGAUUAGCACGCAUAGUUGAAGGAACACAGUGUCUAGAAAAUACUCAGAAGCUUGUGGGAACACGUGGCUAUAUAUCUCCGGAGUAUGCUAUGAGUGGGAUAUUUUCUGAAAAAUCUGAUAUCUACAGCUUUGGGGUCUUGGUAUUGGAGAUUGUUAGCAGCAAGAAGAACAAUAGCUUCUAUUUAUAUGACCAACAACUUGGCUUCCUUGCCUAUGCUUGGAACUUGUGGAAUGAAGGCAAGGCAUUGGAGUUAGUAGAUGAAGUUUUGGGUGAUUCAUACUCCUCAUCAGAAGUUAUGACUUGCAUGCAUGUUGGGCUUCUUUGUGUACAGGACAAUGCUACAGAUAGACCAACAAUGGCGGAUGUAACUUUAAUGCUAAACAGUGAGAAAGAUGGUCCACAUCCAAAGAAACCUGUAUUCACUAUCCAAAACUCCGUUAAUCAACCAUCCGAUGAAAAUAUUAAUUCCUCCAAAAAUGAAGCCAGCAUUACAAUGAUCGAAGGACGUUAAGCGACAGCAAAUUAUUACAUCACAGUGCAAUAAUUAACUUUUGGUCCUUCUCAUGGGUUGUUAUACAUAUUGAAGGUUUUCUUUUUGUUGUAGAUAACAAUCCUUUCUCUUUGGGUAGGUAGUGUAUAAAGGUUAUUUUCAUUGAGAAGGUGCAUGAUAGACUCAACUUGGGAGAUAAAAGGGAAAGACAAGAAUGUUAAGGAAAUUGCAUA